AAGUUUCCGGAGUUAGUCGAUGAAAACGAGGAGAUACUCCGAUUUCUUUCGAUCCAUCGUUGUCCAAUCAACUUGUAAGGAGCUACGUUAUCGAUAUAUUACCAACUUCGUUAACAAGCACAACACUACCGAGUAUCCUCUCAGUCCACAAGUCGAGUCUUGACGACAUGGCUGACAGCGACGAUAUCACUGAUUUGGUGCAAGAGUUCAUGGCAGUAACUGGGGCUGAAGAUGUUACGGCGAUGCGCUAUUUACAACAGUCUAAUUGGAAUGUAGAGUCCGCUGUGAAUGCUUUUUUGGACUCUAAUGUCAGCAAAGGAAGGCAUGGUGGAAAGGGAAACCCAAUUAUGAUUUCUGAUGAUGGUGACAAUGUUUCUCCUUCUGAAGAUGGGUCAUUCAAAGGUGCAACCACUGCAGAAGAAACUAAUCAAAACUUAACUGUUUUGUCAUGGAAUGUUGAUGGCCUGGAUGAGAGAAAUAUUUUGGAAAGAACACGAACAGUGUGCAGUGUCAUCAACAGUAAAAAACCUGAUGUGGUAUUCUUACAAGAGGUUGUUCAACAGACUCUGCCCAUAUUUCAGUCAAAGUGCCCAGGGUAUUUCUGCAAAUAUGGACCCACCCAUGCUUACUUCAACAUAAUGCUUCUAAAGAUGUCAUCAAUCAAAACCACAGGUGACCUUCAGUGUACACAUUUUCAGUCAAGUAAAAUGGGACGUCACUUACUCUGUCAGCCAGUCUUGUUUAAAAACAAGAUUGCACUGACUCUUAUGACCUCACACCUUGAGAGCACAGCUCAGUGCAAAGCUGAGCGGGUGAGACAACUUCAACAAGUUUUGAAGAGCAUGGCAGAACAGGCUGCAAAUGCCACUGCUAUAUUUGGAGGUGACACAAAUUUGCGGGACAAAGAGCUGUCAGCUUUUGGAGGAUUGCCAAGUGGUGUAGUCGAUGCAUGGGAGGAAAGUGGGAGACCUGCUGAUGCACAGUACUCUUGGGAUGUCAGAUUGAAUGACAAUUUAGACUGGCCUUAUCCCAACAAGCCAAGAAUAAGAUUUGACAGGUUUUUUGUUAGGUCUGCACAAGGCCAGAAUGCACUGAAAGCAAAUCAGUUUAUGUUAGUGGGAAUGGAGAGGAUUCCUGGAUGUCGCAGAUUUCCUAGUGAUCACUGGGGAAUUUUGUGCCAGUUCUCUCCUCCAAUAAAUAAGUUGUAAGAACUCUCUCUAAAAGCCAUUUUGAUGCUGCUUAAGUUAAGAUACCUGCUGUGAAAUACGAAAAUUACAAAAUUUUCUUUGUGGUUAUUAUACUCAAGAGCUAGAAGAUCAGGCUCUGGUUGUUUGAAGGUUGGAUAGUGCUAUCCACUGGAUAAAUCUCUACCCAGUGGAUAUCUGGAGGAUGGCACAGUACCUUUUACAAUCACUUACCUGCUGGAUAGUAGUUUAUCCAUUGGAUAACAUUAUCUGCCCUCUCCACAACCGGGCCGAGGAGUUUAUAGUGACAACACACAGUCAAAUGUUAAUAGAGCAACAGAAUUAAACUUCAGUUGACA
Molecule: messenger RNA, 1543 nt
Organism: Pocillopora verrucosa
Lineage: Eukaryota; Metazoa; Cnidaria; Anthozoa; Scleractinia; Pocilloporidae
Product: tyrosyl-DNA phosphodiesterase 2-like
Biological process (GO): double-strand break repair
Cellular component (GO): PML body; cytoplasm
Molecular function (GO): 5'-tyrosyl-DNA phosphodiesterase activity; single-stranded DNA binding; protein binding
Source: RefSeq, a predicted model, not a curated record